This is a messenger RNA of Paramecium primaurelia, 1177 nucleotides long. NCBI's taxonomy places the organism in Eukaryota, Ciliophora, Oligohymenophorea, Peniculida, Parameciidae. The record is from the annotation of a GenBank genome assembly.
AUGAAAGUAUUUUUUGGGAUUCAGUCUCCAACUAUCUAUUAUAUUCUCAACCUAUUUUUUUAUGACCAGGUUAAAUUUCCAAUAUAAUACUGUCUCUCUAACAAAAGAUAUAAAUCUUUAUGUAUACAUUUUCUAAAAUUUGAUGUUUAGAAAAUUUUCAUUUCAUUUAAAAUAUAUUUUUUCCUAUUAGCAGUGAUAGUUAUAUAGAACCAGGUUUAGAGGAAUUUGAUGAUUGCAAUUAAAUUUAAUAUUAUGGUUGCUAUAAUUGUUAAUUAGAAUGCGAUACUAGAUGUAAUAAAUGCAAUUAUGGGUAUUGUAAAGAUAUUUGUCUAUUUGAUGAAUUGGAAAUUGAUGUAAAUUGCUUCAAAUUUAAAUCUGAAGAUCAAGAUAUUAUUAGCUCUAGUGAUUGUAGUGAUUGUCCUAAAAGAUGCUAAGAAUGUGUUUAAGGGGAGUGUUUAUUUUUUCAGUCAAAUUAUACACUUCUUAGAAGAUUUUGUUAUGAAAUUGAAUGUGGAAAUCGAAUAAUAGAACCUCUUGAAGAUUGCUAUGAUGGUAAUUCUGUAAAUAAUGAUGGAUGUUCCAAUGAUUUUAAAAUUGAAUAGAAUUGGAAUUGUUUUAAUAAGGAUACAUAAGUUAAUUAGUGUUUUUCAUCUACAUAAGUGUUUCUUGAAUAUUUGAAUUAGACAAAGUAUUACUAAUAUAUUCAAUUGCAAUUUUCUAAAAAGUUAUACCUGGCAACUAUUCAAAAAUAGAUAAUUUUCCUACUAAGGAUUCAUUUAAAAUUAUUGGAUUGUCAUCUGAUGGAUAUUUUAUAAAUUUCAAUCCAAAAGUUCCUAUCUCUAAAAUGAAUUUAAGUACUACUAAAUAUACAAUACACACAUAUUUAGUAUUUAAUUAUAUGAAACCAUUUUGGAUGAGGAUGAAAUGUUUUUAUCACCAAUUAAUGUAUCAAUUGAACUUAAAGUUCCUAAAUUCUGACAAUAUCUCAAUUAACAGCUUCUAAGACUUUACAAAAUGCUGGCUAUGGCAUUAUGAUUAGUUUGAGUUAUAGUGGCUUUUUAAUAUUACUUUUAGGAAGAUUUUUAUAAAUAAUUUCAUUAUUAAACAUACCUUAGUAAUAAUCAUUUUUUAAAUACUUAGAUGUAGAAUAUCCAUAAAAUUUCUAAAUUUAUUUUGA